AUGUCUGAUAUUUUGGAUGAGAUUAUUAUAGAAGACGUUGUGGCAAACUGCCCACAAGAGUUCUUGCAGUAUCAUAAAUGCAUAAGAGAUAAUGAGGAAAAUCCAGCAAAGUGUCAAGACGGAAGAUUGACGCUAUCAAAAUGUAUUAAAGAAAAAGUGCCCAGUGUGAGAAGUAUCAUGAGGCAGUGUAGUGAGCCAAUGAAAAAAUAUGAGCGAUGCAUUCGUGAUAAUAUGGAUAGUAAAACUAUAGCUGAAAAUUGUUUGGGAUUCUUACAGGAUUUAAGGAACUGUGCAGAAUCACAAGUUGAAAACAAGAAUAUUAAGCCAUCAAUUAAAGGAGUGAACCUUGAAUUAAUCAAGGAGUAA
Saccharomyces kudriavzevii IFO 1802 is the source of this 366-nucleotide messenger RNA. RefSeq names its product Mix14p (gene MIX14). The transcript has a single exon. The record is from RefSeq and is a predicted model, not a curated record. Bases 1 to 366 code for a protein of 121 amino acids. Lineage: Eukaryota; Fungi; Ascomycota; Saccharomycetes; Saccharomycetales; Saccharomycetaceae.